AUACAUGUGGCUGCUAACAUUGACGUACUUAUAGGUAUGUCUAGUCUGUAAGCUUAGUCUAGGAAGCCAAGCUCGUAUCUAUAUAUCUCUCAAGGACCAGCUGUCCAGUUGCUGUUUGCUGAAAUCGUACAAGUAAGGCUGUGUGGAUCCUUGAGCUAGCUAGCUAUAGCUAUAAACUCUGCAGUCUAAGUCACUUUCAGUGUGUGUGUGUGUGUGCAAGAGAGGCCAACAUGACUACAGCAUGGAAUAGAGCUCAAAAGGUGAUGGUACUGGUGGCACUCCUCAGUCUCAGCCAUUAUGAUCUGAGCGAUGCCAAUAACCAGACUGCGUAUCAAGAGGGAAGUGGCUCAGGCAACGACCAACCAGAGGCUGUGACCAACCUAAAUAUCUUGUAUAGCGAAACGGAGAACACUAUACAAGUCACGUGGGACGACCUCCUCAAUAUCAACGACACAGAUCUUGGCUACAGAAUUGACUACUCCUUUAGUGCUCUUGACACUGUGGUAGGCAUGGGGACAGUCGUGCUAUCAAACGUACUCACAAACUCGACAAGUUUUGAGUACGAUAUUCUAGCUGCCCAGUUCUCCGAGGAUGGCGUGAUUGUCAAUGUGACUGUUCAGGCAUGUAACUCAUUCAGCCUGGGGGAGACUACAUCAAUCAACCUCGACUUCAUGGGAGUGUUUGCCCCUCUCCCUGUCAACUUUACUGUGGAGGUCAGCUCCACCCAACCUGCCAUCACCCUCUACUGGGACAAUCCCUUCGACAGCCUCCCCCCGGACCAACUAAUCCUCACUACCGUGGCAACCAAACUCUCCGGCACACCACUUACUGAAAACACAGAAACACUUACCCUAACACUGGCUGAUCUCACUUCUGGGAUUGGAUUCGACUCAUCCUACACAUUAUCAAACCUUCAGUUCUACUCAAAUUAUAGCAUCUCACUGGCAGCUGUCUACAGCGGAGAAACAAGCACAGCUAUAGUCAGGGAGGCCACCACCAUUCAAGGAGCUCCCUCUCCCACGGUCAACAUCACUGCCGCCAGUAUCACGUCCACGACAGCUAUCAUCACAUGGGAGGAGCCAGCUACACCCAAUGGAAUUAUCACUGGCUACUCACUCACACUUACAAACAGUACUGGGUCACUCGAUCGUAGCACUGUCAGCAAUGAUACAAUGUUCGAGGUGGUUGGGCUCAGUCCGUUUACAGAGUACACAGUCAGUGUGCAGGGGAUGACUGAAGGAGGGACGGGGGAAAGUGGGCAGGGCUUAACCUUCACCACCCUCCAAGACAUACCUACUCCUGUGCAAAGACUAGCUCUGGUGAUCAAUGACGCCCACUUGAUUGUCACCUGGAUGGCCCCGAUGAGUCCUAAUGGAGUUAUCAUCGGUUACAAUGUGACUCUGUCUGGAGUCAACCUUGCCAACAAUGAAGUGAUUAACAUCUCUGAAAACUCAAAAAUUGUCACGGAUAUUAGCUACACUGUGUCCCACACCUUCAUCCCCUAUUCAGACUACACAGCCGUUGUGUUUGCAUCCACCAGUGUUGGGCCAGGUCCCAUGACAACAGUUACUGAGCAAACCCCUGAACAAACCCCAGGUGCUGUGCAAGAUCUGACGUCUGAGUUCAACAUCGAUGUUCCCACUUCAUACAACGCAAACAGUGGUUUGUACGAAGGCAUGCUCAGUAUAUCAUGGUCUGAGCCUCUUACUCCCAAUGGAGUCAUCACUGGAUACAGUUACACAGUCAAGGGGCCAACACCAGACACUGAUAUAAUAGUUAGUAUGACUACUAAUAGUACUGACGUCAUGGUGGAUGCCAGCCUGCUCCCUGCAAGGGAGUACACUGUGACAGUGACUGCAUCUACUACUCCAGGUCCUGGGAACUCAUCAAUGGCUACUAUCAUCGUGCCAGAAGCUACUCCUACUUCUGUGCAAGAACUUACCCUAAAUGUCUCAGCUACUGAGAUAACUGUCAGCUGGAUGGUCCCAAUGAUGCCUAAUGGAGUUAUCAUCGGCUACAACGUGACUCUGUCUGGAAUCAACCUCGUCAACAAUGAAGUUAUUGAAAUCUCUGGAAGCUCAGUUGUUAUCAAUGAAACAAGCUACACUGUGAACCACACCUCCAUUCCCUAUUCCAACUACACAGCCGUUGUGUUUGCAUCCACCAAUGUUGGGCCAGGUCCCAUAACAACAGUUACUGAGCAAACCCCUGAAGAAGCCCCAAGUGCUGUGCAAGGUUUGAUGCCUGAGUUCAACAUCGUUGUUCCCACUUCAUACAACGCAACCAGUGGUUUGUACGAAGGCAUGCUCAAUAUAUCAUGGUCUGAGCCUCUUACUCCCAAUGGAGUCAUCACUGGAUACACUUACACAGUCAAGGGGCCAACACCAGACACUGAUACAGUAUAUAGUGCAAAUAUUACUGACACUGACGUCACGGUGGAUGCCAGCCUGCUGCCUGCAAGUAACUACACUGUGACAGUGACUGCAUCUACUACUGCAGGUCCUGGGGACUCAUUAAUGGCUACUGUCAUCGUGCCAGAAGCUACUCCUUCAGCCGUGAUUGGGCUAGCUCUGAAUGUCACUGGCAGUCAGUUGAUUGUCAACUGGCACACUCCCUCCACUCCUAAUGGAGUUAUCAUCGGCUACAACGUGGUUCUGUCUGGAGUCAACCUCGCCAACAAUGGAGCAAUUACCAUCACUCCAAACUCAGCCACUAUCAAUGAAACAAGCUACACUGUGGACCACACCUCCAUUCCCUAUUCAGACUACACAGCCGUUGUGUUUGCAUCCACCAAUGUUGGGCCAGGUCCUAUGACAACAGUUAUCGUGCAGACCCCUGAAGAAGCUCCUACUCCCGUGCAAGAACUAGAGCUGGUGAUCAAUGACACCCACUUGAUUGUCAGCUGGAUGGCCCCGAUGAUGCCUAAUGGAGUUAUCAUCGGCUACAAUGUGACUCUGUCUGGAAUCAACCUCGCCAACAGUACAGAGAUUGGAAUUGAUCCAAGCUCAGCCAUUGUCACGGACACUAACUACACUGUGGCCCACACCUCCAUCCCCUAUUCAGACUACACAGCCGUUGUGUUUGCAUCCACCAUUGCUGGAGACAGUACUAAUGAAACGUCCACUAUACAAACCCCUGAAGAAGCUCCUACUCCCGUGCAAAGGCUAGCUCUGGUAGUCAAUGACACCCACUUGAUUGUCACCUGGAUUGCCCCGAUGAGUCCUAAUGGAGUUAUCAUCGGCUACAACGUGACUCUGUCUGGAAUCAACCUCGUCAACAGUAUGGAGAUUGGAAUUGAUCCAAACUCAGUCAUUGUCACGGACACUAGCUACACUGUGGCCCACACCUCCAUCCCCUAUUCAGACUACACAGCCGUUGUGUUUGCAUCCACCAGUGCUGGAGACAGUACUGAAGAAACAGUUACUGAGCAGACCCUUGAAGAAGCCCCAAGUGCUGUGCAAGAUCUGAUGUCUAUGUUCAACAUCGUUGUUCCCACUUCAUACAACGCAACCAGUGGUUUGUACGAAGGCAUGCUCAGUAUAUCAUGGUCUGAGCCUCUUACUCCCAAUGGAGUCAUCACUGGAUACAGUUACACAGUCAAGGGGCCAACACCAAAGACUGAUAUAAUAGUUAGUAUGACUACUAAUAGUACUAGCAUCAUGGUGGAUGCCAGCCUGCUCCCUGCAAGGGAGUACACUGUGACAGUGACUGCAUAUACUACUCCAGGUCCUGGGGACUCAUCAAUGGUUACUAUCACUGUGCCAGAAGCUAUUCCCAGUCCAGUGACCAACCUGAUGCUGGUGAUGACAAACUCCUCCUCCCUGACUGUCACUUGGGACCCUCCCAGCAUGCCAAACGGGGACCUCACAUACACUGCCACCCUCUCAUACACUGACCUUGCUACUGGCACCAUUAAAACAGUCCUCACGAUGCAAACUACGGAAAAUGAUCGCAGUGUCAUGUACAACUCUGAACCAAUGACGUUCUUAGAACCUUACGCUCGGUACGAUGUGGUUGUGAUUGCAUCGACAAGUGUGGGAAAUUCUACAGUUACCAUGGACAGUAUCACCACUCCACAAGGAGAGUCCGAGGCUCCUAGGAACAUUACGAUCAUAGCUACGACCAACACAACUGUUAUCGUCUCAUGGGAGGCUCCCUUUGACCCUAAUGGAGUCAUCUUUGCCUACCGUAUCACUGUACGGGACUCGAGCAUGAUGGUGGUCAGUAGCCAGAAUGAGUCAAACACCACUUUUACAUCAACCUUUGACAACCUGAUCCCCUUCUCUACCUACACUGUGACUGUGAGACCACUCACUGGAGAUAACGGAGAGAUAGUGGGAGAGCCAGCAAUGACUACCUUCAUGACAGAUACAGGAGUUCCGACCACUCCUGAGAACCUGAAUGUGCUAGUCUCCUCCUCCACUAGUCUGAAUGUGACCUGGGACCCACCUAGUAGCCUCAAUGCUCCCACUGUUAGCUACAUCGUUCGCUAUAGAAAUGCUAGCAAUGCUAUCUUGGUACCAGGUUUAGUGGAAACCGAAUUAUUUAUUGGUGGUUUGGAACCUUUCAUGGAGUACUCUGUGUCAGUACAAGCUUGCUCUACAGAGGGUUGCAGUGACUUCACACUAGAGGUGGUCAGAGUAACAGGAGAAGCAGUUCCCAGUCCAGUGACCAACCUGAUGCUGAUGAUGACAGACUCCUCCCUGACUGUCACUUGGGACCCUCCCAGCAUGCCAAACGGGGACCUCACAUACACCGCCACCUUCUCAUACACUGACCUUGCUACUGGCAUCAACGACACAGUACUCACGAUGCAAACUACAGAGGAAGAUGAUCGCAGUGUCACGUACACCUCUGCACCAUUAGAACCUUACGCUCGGUACGAUGUGGUUGUGAUUGCAUCAACAAGUGUGGGAAACUCGGACCCAGCUACAGCAAGUGUAUUCACAGCACAAGGAGUGUCCGAGGCUCCUAGGAACUUGAUGACCAUACCAACCAACACAACUGUUGUCGUCACAUGGGAGGCUCCCUCUGACCCUAAUGGAGUCAUAUUUGCCUACUCUGUCACUCUACAGGACUCAGACAUGACGGUGGACGAUAGCCAGAAUGAGUCAAACACCACUUUUAUAUCAACCUUUGACAACCUGAUCCCCUUCUCUAACUACACUGUAAUCGUGACAGCACUCACUGGAGAUAAUGGAGGGAUAGUGGGAGAGCCAGCGAUGGAUACCUUCAUGACAGAUACAGGAACUCCCUCCGCCCCUACACUCACCCUCCCCAACGCCACCUCCCCCACCACCAUACAAGUGGAGUGGGCGGAACCAUCUGUCUCUAACGGCAUCAUAACAACAUACUUAGUCACCUACAUAGUAACAGAUGCUGAUGAAUCCACAAUACAAACUAUUACCACUAAUGACAUCAUCACGUCUCUAGAGCUGACUAAUCUCACGGUGUUCACUAACUACAGCGUGUUCGUACGUGCUGCGACCACUCUAGUCGGACCCCCCAGCGAGACCGUUACCGUGGUGACUCAAGAGGACGUUCCUGGAUCCCCCCUCAACCUAAUGGCACUAGAGCUCAGCUCCACCUCUAUCAAUGUAUCCUGGACGGCCCCCUCUCAACGCAACGGCAUCUUACUCUCAUACACUGUCUACUACGCUAUCGAUAAUCUGGAUGCCUCAAAUGGUGAAGAACAGAUGUUGGCUGUGGAUGUCUUAGAGGAUAUGGAAAUGCAAUUUGUUGUGUUGGAGAAUCUGACUGAGUUCACUAGCUACAGAGUGGAAGUAUCUGCAAGUACAGUUGCCGGAGAAGGGGGGCGCUCCAGUGGGGUUCCCGUGACAACCGAUCCCGACAGCGCUAGCCCUCCGAGAUUUGUAAAUGUGAUGAUCAUCAGUUCAACUGCUAUUGAAGUUAGCUUCAGCUACCCCUCAAUACCACGUGGACAAAUCUCCGGCUAUUUAAUCGAAUAUGGAAUUUCCGAAACAGACCUUUUACUUCAUUUCGGUUCCAAUUUGACCGUUUUAAAUCAUACGCUUGACACCUUGAAUGAUAUGAGCAAUCAAAGUGUGACGAUAGACUCUCUGCUUCCAUUCACACACUACGUGUUCCGAGUUGCAGCAUACUCAUUCUCUGAUACUCCAUUCCGGAUUCAUACCGGAGUCUUCAGUUUAGACACUGUUGCAGUUAGAACAGACGAAGAUUUACCAACCGCUCCCCUCAACUUUGCCAUGGAGCCGACGUCCGACUCCUCCCAGCUCACGGCGUCAUGGCAACAGCCCACCCCCUCUAAUGGCGUCAUCACCGGCUACACUGUCUACUGUACUAUAGUAUCCACUAUGGACGAGUCACCAUCAGAAGAUAAUUUUGCAGUUUUUGCCCUUCUAACUAGUGCAAAUCUCGGAGUGAUGAUUAAUGAUUUGCAGCCUUUCACGUACUACCAGUGUUUUGUGUCGGCUAAUACGAAUGUAGGGAAGGGGCCUGGCUCUAACAGGAACACCACUCGUACCAUACAAGAUGCUCCGGACGCUCCCCCACAGAACCUCGCACUAACUCCCCUCACGUCCACCAGUGUCAACGUCACGUGGGAGGCUCCACCCAUUGAGAAUCAGCGAGGGAUUCUCACCAUAUACACCAUAUCUUAUCAGAUGGAAGGGAUCACAACGUCAGCCAUUAGUAUGACUGUGGAAGCUAGUGUAUUGUUUUUGGAGCUGACUGGUUUAGAGAAGUUUACAAUGUACAGUGUUAACGUUAGUGCUAGCACUAUGAUUGGAUCGGGACCAGUUGCCGUGGAGACCGUCAAAACUCUAUCAGACACUCCCUCCAUGCCACUCAACCUGGGCUACAGCAACGACACCUCCACUAGUGUUAACCUCACCUGGGACAUGCCCACUAGUCCGAAUGGAGUUAUCGAAUCCUACACUCUGCAAAUAGACGAUGUAUCAACUAUUUCCACGCCUGUUUCAGUACCAAAUGUGACGAAUAUCAACGGGAGUUUGACAGUAUACACAUUGACAGGAUUGCUUCCAUUUCAUACGUACGAGCUGGUGUUGUACGCACUCACGGACAGAGGGGCGGGGCCUGGGAGCACCCCCCUCACUGUCUACACACUGGAGGACUUACCAACUUCCCCUCUGAACUUUACACUGUCAGUGGUAACAUCCACCCAACUAAUGGCCAGCUGGUCCCCACCAAACCCAGUGAGGGGACACAUCACAGCCUACACUGUCUACUGCAACUCAUCAGCCCAGCAGGCCUACCCUGAGAUCAGUAACAGUGCGGUUUUAGCAUCAAUCACAGUCGAUGGUGACUCUACUAUGAUGUCUAUUCCUGAACUGACUCCGUUCACGUCAUAUGACUGUCAUGUGACUGCCAGUACGUCUGUUGGGGAGGGGCCACCUUCCAAUACUGACACUGCAAUAACAGCUGAAGCAGCUCCUAGCAACGCUCCACAAAAUUUCCAAGCAGACAUAAUUAAUUCAAUUCAAGUUACCCUCUCCUGGUCAAGACCCCCCACUCCCAAUGGAGUCAUAACACGUUACACGGUUACCUAUAGCAACGAGACUUCUACAGAUAUCAGCAUGAUGGUGGAUUAUACUGAGAUGGUGACUGGCUACAUUGUGGAUGGUCUCAAUGAGUUCACUGUCUAUGUGUUCCGUGUGACUGCCACUACAGCAGCUGGCACAGGCCCUGAGGCUGUACUGAACCUGACUACAGCUCAAGAUAUACCGAGUGCUCCUCCUCAAAUGCUAAAUGCUGCUUUCAUUGACUCCACCGCUCUCUCUGUUAACUGGCUACCUCCUCCCGAACAAGACCAAAACGGCGAGAUACUCAACUACCAACUUACCUACCAAGUAAAUGGCACUACCGAUGCCAUAGAAACAAUGAUAACUGUGUCCGGAUUGAAUACAACAAUAGAAGGAUUAGAGAUAUUCACACUAUACCUGGUGUCUGUGAGACCUCAGACAGUGGUUGGAUUGGGACCAACAGCUGUGGUUGUUGUAAGAACCGACUCGACAAGGCCUGGUCCUCCUCUAUCCGUGGCUGCACCGGAAGUCACACCUACAAGCAUCUUUGUAACCUGGGAGCCCCCAUCUCCAGUUCGUGGUGACAUAAUCUCCUAUAGCGUAGGGUACACUAGCAGUGUUCACACUGGCAAUAUGGAGAACAUCACUGUGACUAGUGUCAACAUCACUGGUCUUAUGGAGGCUGUCCUGUACACUAUCACUGUGUAUGCUCAUACUGAUAAGGGCCGUGGUAAUGGAGCCACGGUCGUGCAAAUGACAGACGAACACUUCCCUGAUGAGCCCACCAUGUUUCUAGCCGAAGUCCUUGAUUCUAACGCUAUUCGCCUGACCUGGAACGAACCUUCUGACCCUAACGGCGUUGUCCUUAGUUACCAUCUCGAUGCCUCAGUGAGUACUCAAGACUCUUAUAUCACAGAGACAGGUUUGGAAGAUUUGGAUAGUACGCUGGGUAAUGGAGACCUGAGGGAGUUCGUGUUGACUGGACUUCACCCGUAUGUGCAAUACGUGUUUCGGUUGUCAGCUGCUACCAGUAUCGGACAAGGAAAUGCAACACUACCCAGGGAGCCUAUGACUCCGGAAGCAGCACCUGCCCAGUCAGUGAGCAACAUUAUUGCCAUCGCUGAUAGUUCCACUUCAGUGAAUCUCACCUGGAUCCCACCCCCACGCACGUUCUGGAAUGGACCAAUCACUUCUUACAUUAUAGAUUACACUCCAGUCAACAACUGUAGUAACGAACAGGUUGCUAUCAACUACACCUCAAAUGGUAGCCGCACUCUAACUGAGCUCAUGAAUCCAGCUGACCCCAGGAAUGCGACUAGUCUAGUGGACGAGUUGCUAUUGGUUACCGAUCUAGAGGAAUUCAUUAGCUAUCGGUUCACUGUUGCCAUAACAACCAGUGCUGGCUCAAUGCCAAGUAUAGACAGUGGAUGUAUACGAACAAACCCAACAGCACCUGCUGUUGCCCCGGAAGUAGCACCACUGACAGUGACCUCCAACACAAGUGCUACUCUCAAGUGGGAGGAGCUUCCUAUCAUACAACGCAACGGAAUUAUCUCUCAUUACAUAAUCAAGCUCUCUAACGACAGAGACAACUCCACACAGCUGUACAACACAACCAACCUGUCAUUGAACUUGACAGGAUUGGUGCCCUUCACAGUGUACAGUGCUGUAGUGUCAGCUGUGAACCAGGAGGGGGAGGGGCCACCCUCACAGCCUCCUGUGUCAGCCAUUACACUGCAGGGAGUACCUGAGGCUCCUACUGGUCUGACACUGACUGACCCAUCUCCCACUUCACUGACAGUGAACUGGAACCAACCUAGCGAGUUCUUUGGAGUGCCCAGUCUUUACUACAUCACAUACAAUGGGGAGAAAGCAGGGAGCACGAACAAAAUAACGGUCAAUGUUAGCAGCACAAGUACCUCAAUCACUCUGAGCCAGCUGGUUGGAGACAACACAUACACUGUCUCUGUAGAGGCGUCCACUGAGGGGGCAGGGAGAGGACCACUCAUCACUAGAACGGCCGACCUUCCUGCUGGAGCAUCCCCUGUGGUGGUUGUGACUCCAGAGACUGUAGCUAUAGUACCAGUGGCUGCAACGGAUGCUUUAGGGCGUCCGAUGGUAGCCAGUCCCUCCUCCAUUCCUAUCAGCUUCGAGAUCUUACCAGAGCAACAGGUCAACGGUCCGGUCGACGAAGUAUUGAUAUUUGUUCAACGACAACCUAGCAACAAUCGUGCAAUAGGGACUUACUAUGACAACACUCUGCUCACCAGUGAUUGGUCCAGAUACCCCUCUGUCAAAAUCAUCCCACCAUCGUCCGGAGGGCGCAAGAAGAGAGCUGAGGGAGGUAUACCAAUCUCGGUAGAUAUUGGAGGUGUUGACGAUUGUGGUCCGGAGGAUGAGGUGUGUAACGGGCCACUGGUACCUGGUACCGAUUACUCAGUCGGCUACAGGCUCAUUGCUGGAGGCCAGUCCACUGAUUAUGAGUUCCCAACGAAUGCUACGUUUUCUACAGCCGAGGCUGAAACAAGUCCUGUGGCUAUCAUUGCGGCCAUUAUUGUCGUGGUGUUGGUCAUCAUCAUAGUAAUCGUUGUCAUUAUUCUAAUUGUCGUCUGUGUACGCCGAAAUAGACGUGGAAAGUUCGAAAUUGUCACAAGCCAUAAGAACGGAGGCGCACAGAAGCUGAUUCCACGAGACAAUGGCCAUGGUGUACCUGCCCUUGGUCCCUCGGAAACCAAUAUUGUGCCCCUGAGUGAGACACUCUCAGCCGGGAGCACCCCCACCAAGUUCCCCACCCUCCCACGGGCCAACUCCAGGAAGAUACACAUCAAGGAGUUCAAAGCUUACCUGACUGAUAUGCUCGACGAUUCAGGCUACAAGUUCUCAGAGGAGUACGAGAGAGUGACUGAGGUUGGAUUGGACCAUGCUAAGGAAGCCUCCCUGAUGGCUGAUAACAGGGCUAAGAAUCGCUACACCAACAUCCUGGCGUACGACCACUCACGCGUGAAGCUGUCCUUCGUGGAUGAUGAACCCGGCUCAGACUACAUCAAUGCCUGCUAUAUACCGGGCUAUCGAAUGAGGCGUGCGUAUUUGGCCACCCAAGGUCCACUGCCCGCCACCUUCGAUGACUUCUGGAGAAUGGUGUGGGAGCACAACACACACAUCAUCGUUAUGCUGACUCAGCUCGUUGAAAGGGGAAGGACCAAGUGUCAUCGUUACUGGCCCGGGACAGAUCCCUCUGUGUACGGGGACAUUGCUGUGGAGCUCAUUAGUGAACACGAGAAAGAGGACUGGACUGUUCGAGAGUUCAAACUCAGCUCGGUGGACAGGAAGACACGAUUGGUUCGUCACUUCCAGUUCACCUCUUGGCCUGAUCACGGUGUACCAGACACUCCAAUAGCAGCCAUCGACUUUGUCAAGACAGUGCGUAACUAUGUGGCCCCUAACCACGGAGCUUUCGUUGUACAUUGCAGUGCUGGUGUGGGCAGGACCGGCUGUUUCGUGGCUCUGGACACUCUCCUCCAGCAGAUGAAAGACCACGAUUGGUUGGACAUUCUGAGCCUGGCGUGUGAGAUGAGGCAACACAGGAAUCACAUGAUACAGACUGAGGCACAGUACGUGUUCAUCCACAAGGCAAUACAAGAAGUGCUGGAGGCUGAAGCUGGGAUGAAUGGAGGAGGCCUCUCUCAGAAUGGGUUCUCUCAGUCGGGCAACUACCCCAUCUACGUGAAUCAGUUUGCAGAUGAUCAGAAUACUCAAAUGACUGACUAUUAUGCCGAAGACUUCCUGAGUGAUGAGACUCACAUGUGACAUUGUCUCGAGCGUCACUUUUAAUUAUUAAUUUGAAUCAAUGUUUUUUUAUGUGUUUAUAUAAUUUUGUAUAAUUAUUAUAGAACUUGUUUCCAUAGUGAUCAACAAGAGCGUGUAUUGUAUGUACUAUACAUUCACAAUCAAACUACCAACAAUUUUUGUUUUCUAUGUAGUUCCCAGUCACUUAAUUAUGAUCAGUAUUAUAUAAAAUUUAUAUUUUUGUCUAAUUUACCCAAAAAAUUAAUAGAAUACUUGCGACAUAA
This is a messenger RNA of Halichondria panicea, 11593 nucleotides long. Its product is annotated as phosphatidylinositol phosphatase PTPRQ-like. NCBI's taxonomy places the organism in Eukaryota, Metazoa, Porifera, Demospongiae, Suberitida, Halichondriidae. Gene Ontology annotation, molecular function: protein tyrosine phosphatase activity; protein binding. The record is from RefSeq and is a predicted model, not a curated record. The coding region runs from base 231 to 11330 and encodes 3699 amino acids. Gene Ontology annotation, biological process: protein dephosphorylation. The transcript is spliced from 47 exons.